This is a messenger RNA of Salarias fasciatus (jewelled blenny), 575 nucleotides long. RefSeq names its product protein phosphatase 1 regulatory subunit 27-like. Bases 54 to 557 code for a protein of 167 amino acids. The transcript is spliced from 3 exons. Gene Ontology annotation, molecular function: phosphatase binding. The record is from RefSeq and is a predicted model, not a curated record. Lineage: Eukaryota; Metazoa; Chordata; Actinopteri; Blenniiformes; Blenniidae.
CACUGAGACCUUCCUCCUGAGACUCCAAGGACUGACCACUCUUCAAACCCAGGAUGAAGUUCUACCACUGCCCCGCCGCCGAGACCAUGGGAAUCCAACCUUACGCCCAGGAGUGUGGCGUCCCGCUCACCUGCAAACACUCCACUUCCCUGAAGAAGCUGCGCAGCGUGCACUUCCCCAACGACAUCGUCUUCCAGGACUACGUUCGACAGGGCGAGCUGGAGAGGAUCGGACGCUUCAUCAGAGCCAGGAGGGUCAGCCUGAGCACCAUCUACCUGUCUGGCAUGGCCGCCCUCCACGAGGCCGUCCUCUCAGGGAAUCUGGACUGUGUGAAGCUGCUGGUCCAACAUGGAGCCGACAUCCACCAGAGAGACGAGGAGGGCUGGACGCCGCUGCACAUGGCCUGCAGCGACGGCUUCCCACACAUCGCACGCUUCCUGCUGUCGCUCGGUGCCGACCCGACUCUGGAGAACGACUGCGGGGAAAAACCUUCGGACCUGAUCGAGCCCGACCACCUGGAGCUGCUGCAGCUCUUCGGCCUGUCCGUCAACGACUGAGCCCCGGGCCGGACGAGG